This is a messenger RNA of Drosophila hydei, 1914 nucleotides long. Its product is annotated as prolyl 3-hydroxylase sudestada1-like. NCBI's taxonomy places the organism in Eukaryota, Metazoa, Arthropoda, Insecta, Diptera, Drosophilidae. The record is from RefSeq and is a predicted model, not a curated record. The transcript is spliced from 2 exons. Gene Ontology annotation, cellular component: cytoplasm; GPI-anchor transamidase complex. Gene Ontology annotation, biological process: peptidyl-proline hydroxylation; regulation of translational termination; attachment of GPI anchor to protein. The coding region runs from base 92 to 1726 and encodes 544 amino acids. Gene Ontology annotation, molecular function: peptidyl-proline dioxygenase activity; iron ion binding; L-ascorbic acid binding.
CAUCGAUGUUUUUGCUUCAGACGCUCAAUGUACAUGUUUCAUUUGGUUAAUCGUAUUAAAAUCUAAUUCUACUAAUAGCCAAGCACACAAUAUGGAAGAAACUAGUCCUUUGAAGCCCAAGCGCAAAGAUAAAACUGAAGAUAAGCUCGAGGAAACGGCAGUCGCAAACAGCGAAGGUCCACAAAAGAAAUUGGCGAGGCUUAAUGAAUCGCUGGAAACGACUUCUGAAGCGGGCGAAGCAGACGUGCAAUUAACACUGAAUAAAACUUAUCAGCAAAAGGACGUGACGCAAUGGUUGCAAUCUGCAUGGGCCAAGCAAGCGCAAAGUACAAAGGAGGAGACAACUGGUGCACAAAUCUAUGGGGAACCAUUUCAAAUAUGCUUGCUGCCCAGUUUUCUCGAGAAGGACAAUACCGGGGCUUUGGUCCACGAGAUGAUCAACAAGGUGCAUUGGUCGCGCAAACAAAUGGAUUUGUAUGAGUUCUAUCAGAGCACCGAUUUAUCCAAUAUGCUCGAGUGCCGGCUACUCACGAACUUUCUGCAGAUGCUGCGCAAACAAGUGCGACCGUGGCUGGAGGAGAUCACAAAUCUAAAGCUGGACUAUGUAUCCGCCUCGUGCAGCAUGUACAGCUGCGGCGACUAUUUGCUAGUGCACGAUGAUCUGCUGAAGGAUAGGCAAGUCGCCUUCAUCUAUUAUCUCUCACCGUGGCAGGAUGGUGAGGAGUGGACCGCGGAGCAGGGCGGCUGCUUGGAAAUCUUUUCCAGUGAUGAACAGUGCUAUCCACAGUUCCCAGUGCAACGCAAAAUUGCGCCCAAAAACAAUCAGUUUGCAUUCUUUAAAGUCGGCUCACGUUCCUUUCACCAAGUGGGCGAAGUGACCACCUUCGAUUAUCCCCGUCUAACGAUCAAUGGCUGGUUUCAUGGCGCCACCAACGAGGCCUUCGUAGCGGACUCCUCACGCGCCUUUCCCCGCCUCAGCUACCUGCAGCCGAAUGUGAAUAAUAAUCCCAGAUUAGGUCUGCUGCUAAACGAUGUCUACUUAAAGGCAGCCACGCGUCGCAGCAUACAGAAACGCAUCGAAGAGAACUCGGAGAUUUGUUUAUACGAGUUCUUCAAGCGCGAAAAGUUUGAAUUGGCACGCGCUCAACUCUUGAAAGAUGAGUCGCUUAGCUGGCGACGACAAGGACCCGCUAAUGCGCACAACUAUGAAGUGAUGGAUCUAAAUACCGCGAAGGGCACUGUCCACGAGCUGCUACAACUGUUCCGCAGCAAUGCAAUGUUUCAGCUGCUGCGCGACUUCACCGAUCUGGAUUUGUAUGGCGUGGAUGCCAUAACGCCCACAUGCAGCGUAGAGCUGCAGCGCUGGUCGCAUGGCAAUUACACGGUGCUGGGCGAUGGUCUGGUCAGCGAGGAGAACACACUGGAUUUGGUUUACUAUCUGAAUGCUGCGGAGGGAGCGGCAGUUAUCACAUAUCUCUCACCUGAUGUUGACCAGCGCGCGAACCACAGGAAUGGCUUAGAUGUCGACCAAAGCAUUGAUAAUGAUACAGAGGACGAUGAAGAGUGCCAAGAUGACUCCGUGCUGCUGACAAUAACUCCUGUGGACAAUGCCCUGAAUAUUGUUUAUCGCUGCGAAGGCACCACCAAAUUCACCAAAUAUGUUUCGCGCAACACUCCGCUGGACAAGGGGCCGGUGUUUGUUAUAUCUUGCAGCUAUAAGGAAUAAUUGCGAUGAUUGUUCCAAGAUAUGCCGCCGCACGUACAAGCCAUAAAUUGUUUUUCAAACAGGCAAUGCACAAAUGUUUAAUUCUGUUUUCUAAAGUUCAACGAGAGACAUACUUGAAUGUUGUUUGUAUACAAGCGGGAAAGCCACUAAAUGAAAUGCCCAAUAAAGUGAUGUAUAAAGAAACGCAA